AUGAGUCCCAUCUCUGUCUUCUUCUCACACUCUCCUCGCUGUCCCUCGUCUCCCCGUGAUGCCUCUCAGAGGAGCAGAGAUCCAUCACACUGCCACAGACUUCAGCUGCACGCCUCCCCGGUGGACAACAGUAACCUUUAGUUUUGCAUCAUAGAGGGUAUCUUAAAAUAGGCAAUGAUAUCACAGUUAGGAGACUGAGGAGACCUGUCGUCAGCGUGGAUAUAAACAAAUGUUUGGAGAGUUGCAGAUUCCUCAGAUGUGUGGUUCCCGGUGUGUGUGUCAAUAGAUUAAGCGGGUGUUCCUAGGGACUGACUGUGGAUCAGCUGUCCAGAUGAGAGAGUGGAGCGAGUCGGAGAUGACCAUGUCUGCCGGUGGUUACCUCUCCACCUUUGAUGGAUACGGCAUCACCGAACCUCUGCAGUACUACGGUGAGCGACUCUUUUGAUCUGGACUGUCUGCAAUUAUACUAAAAUAAUCUAGUCCGAUUUUUGAGGGGUUAUAAAUUGUCUGCAAUACUAUGGUAUGCUGAUCCAAACACAAUUUAUCCUGAUACAUACCCUGUAAUUGUAUGGUGAUGACCUAAUCAAAUCAAAAUGUAAUGAUUAGACAUUUAUAUUCCACAUGUUUAUGCUUGCUUUGUUUUGCUUUAGUUUGUGUGUUGCUUUUUUGUUCAAAUGUUUAGCGCCGUAGAUUAGAAAAGGAGACUUGUAGGGAUACACAAUGUGGGUCUAACAUUUAGAAAAUAACUGUUUUUAUUUGUAUUUUUUCCAAUACACAGGAUGUUAGCUAACACAAAAUGUCAUUGGAAAGAGGGGCUAUUUAUAAUGGUUGCAGUGGAGAGUUAUGACCUAAUACGAACUAUGAGGUUUCUUUCUUCAAAUUGUUGUCCUCUCCUCUCCAAGCUGGACGGAUAGAUAUGACAAGCUGCAUGAUGGGGGGUAGCGUUCGUGUUCGUGGGAAGGAGGGAGGCCCGGGUGUUUACACAGUGCUGAAACGGUUUACAAACAGAGCUCACCACAGCGUUGUCACACAAGCACAAGCUCAGUAUUGGCCUCCAUCCUCGCCAGGACAGGAAACAUCUGGGAGACACAGAGGAGAGACGGAAUGAGUUAGGAAAGUAGAGAGAGAGAGAGAGAGAGAGAGAGAGAGAGAGAGAGAGAGAGAGAGAGAGAGAGAGAGAGAGAGAGAGAGAGAGAGAGAGAGAGAGAGAGAGAGAGAGAGAGAGGAAGCGAGAGAGAGAGAGAGAGAGAGAGAGAGGAGGAAGGCUAGAGAGAGUCUAGGUUCUAGAAGAGGGGUGGGGAAGGUUGUGGUUGAGAAUGGGGUGAGUGUUAGGGUUCAGAAAUGAGGGGUCAUAGGUCAGAGGUUGGAUUCUAGAAGUCACUGUGGUAUUCAGUCCAUGUCAAGGCAUCAGAGCUGUGGCUGAAAGAAGAUACCUCUCACUAUUUCAGUUGUUUUCUGAACUAAUAAAACGCCAAGAGACUCAGGUUAUGGAAGAGGAUCUUUCUGAUCAGAGUGACUGAUUUAGGGCUGAUCUGUGACCAGAUCUUCUCCUUAUAAUGCAGAUGUGCUUCAGAAGAGCUGCCAGGGGCGACACCAGUCUACACGGCCACAAAACACUGAAUUAAACUCUAUAAAAAAUAUCCAAAUCAUAAACAACGCUGUAACCUCUCAGCUGCAUCCUGUUUCCACAGUCCAAACUGGUUCACAAGGUCUUGCUCUGAUGUUUUUUUAUUACCCCCCACAGCACCAAUAAAAGACACGUAAGAUUGUGGACAAGGAACACAUUCUUGUGAUGCACUUUGACUUAGAAACCAGUUUGACUGUGAUAAUAAAAAUGCAUUUAUUUAGUCAUACAGUGGGGAAAAAAAGUAUUUAGUCAGCCACCAAUUGUGCAAGUUCUCCCACUUAAAAAGAUUAGAGAGGCCUGUAAUUUUCAUCAUAGGUACACGUCAACUAUGACAGACAAAAUGAGAAAAAAACGACUGAUCUGUGUAAAGGAAAGAAUGAAUGGGGCCAUGUAUCGUGAGAUUUUGAGUGAAAACCUCCUUCCAUCAGCAAGGGCAUUGAAGAUGAAACGUGGCUGGGUCUUUCAGCAUGACAAUGAUCCCAAACACACCGCCCGGGCAACGAAGGAGUGGCUUCGUAAGAAGCAUUUCAAGGUCCUGGAGUGGCCUAGCCAGUCUCCAGAUCUCAACCCCAUAGAAAAUCUUUGGAGGGAGUUGAAAGUCCGUGUUGCCCAGUGACAGCCCCAAAACAUCCCUGGUCUAGAGGAGAUCUGCAUGGAGGAAUGGGCCAAAAUACCAGCAACAGUGUGUGAAAACCUUGUGAAGACUUACAGAAAACGUUUGACCUGUGUCAUUGCCAACAAAGGGUAUAUAACAAAGUAUUGAGAAACUUUUUUUUAUUGACCAAAUACUUAUUUUCCACCAUAAUUUGCAAAUAAAUUCAUUAAAAAACCUACAAUGUGAUUUUCUGGAUUUGUUUUCCUCAUUUUGUCUGUCAUAGUUGACGUGUACCUAUGAUGAAAAUUACAAGCCUCUCUCAUCUUUUUAAGUGGGAGAACUUGCACAAUUGGUGGCUGACUAAAUACUUUUUUUCCCCACUGUAUGUGCCGGUGGACCCUCUAGGCUAGCCACUAGAUGUUCCCACAUCCACUCCUGUGGUGCACGUAAACUUAACCGGUGUGACCAGGACCAAAACACUUCAUUAAUUUUGUGUUGUUAUCCCAUCAUACAGAUGUGCUGGGGGACCCUUUGGGCUACCCUUUCCAGGAGCCAGACCUACAGGUCCUAGCCUUCAGCCAGCAGCAGUACAGCCCCGUCAACGUGCAAUUCUCUGUCUACGAACCACCUUCCUCGCAGCCCUGCCACCCACCCUACACCCACCCUUACAGCCCCCACUACCUGGAGGCUCCCUGCGAGCCCAGCCCGGAGCCCCAGUGUGGAGGCCUGGGGAAAGGGGGAGGCGGGGGAGGUCUGCCCCUGGUCAAGAGGACCAGGCUGGGCCCUGGAGGGAGGGUGAGGGGCCUGGAUGAGCUUUGUGUGGUGUGUGGAGACAAAGCCUCUGGCUACCAUUACAAUGCCCUCACCUGUGAAGGCUGCAAAGGUAGGGGAGGCAGUGUUUUCAUCAAAGUUUACAACAAUAUUUGGGGGGUCAAUCUGAAAGUUUUGUCACAGAGCCCGCUACUUCUGAUAUCUGUCUGAAUAUGUGGUUAGAAUUGAAAUUGAAAAAUCUUUAUCUGGAUGAACUUGAAUUGAAAUGGACCCCAACUAGAGGUGGUUGCUACUCCAACCCAUGUCAUAAUCUCUAUCGUUACUGUACUCCUGUGUUUCAGGUUUCUUCCGAAGGAGUGUGACGAAGAAAGCAGUGUACCGGUGUAAAAGUGGCGGAGGCUGUGAGAUGGACAUGUACAUGCGGAGGAAGUGCCAGGACUGCCGCCUGCGGAAAUGUCGUGCUGUGGGCAUGCUAGACGAAUGUGUGUGGAACAUACUAUAUCAAAAUGCCUGUAGGGAUAUUUGAACUAUUUUGAACAGAAAGUCAUGUGAAUACUUUGAAGAGAGGUAAAGUCAGAUAGCAAUAAGAUCAAGAAUCGUGACAUUUUACAUUUAUAUUUUAGUCAUUUAGCAGACGCUCUUAUCCAGAGCGACUUACAGUUAGUGAGCAGUUAGUGAGUGCAUACAUUUUCAUACUUUUUUCAUACUGACCAGUGAUCAUAUCUCCAAUUUAAAGUCAGGCGGACAUAAACAUAUUUAAUUGCUAAGACAACUAAAAUACAUUGGACAUGGAUCCCUUGCAAAAAUGUGUUAUAUCUCAAUACAUCUCCCCCAGUUAAAUAAAGGAUAAAUGAAUGAAAGAUAAUUGCCUAUGUGAGUCUGACAGAAGCAGUUGUGUUGCCAGGUCUGCUGACGGAGGUGCAGUGCCAAUCCAAGAGGCUGAGGAAGGGAGCCAAGCACAGAGGAGGAGGGCCUGAGGAGGAGGAAAUCAGGGAGAGCAGGAGCGUCAGCUCCACCAGCAGGUUACCAGGACAGGUACAUCCCUUUCUCCUCUCCUCCUCCAUUCUAACUUUCUCAUCUAGUUUUCUGACCUUAAGUAUUUUGAUUAACUUUCUUGAAUAUUAUGAAUGGGGAAGACAUUGUAGCUUGCCGUUUCUGAAAGAUACCCCAAGAUCAUAUUAUUUGUCCAAAGCAAAUAUCCAAGGGUCUAAAUAGUUACAGACCGUUGGAUGAUCAUCUUGUAGAAUGGUUUGCACCACUGGAGUACCCGGAUCUCUUCCUCAGACCCCAAGUUAACUUACUUUGAUUCAUAAGUGGCCCUCUCCCAGAUUACUUUCUUGGACUUCCAGUUUAAGUUCUUGAACCAUCACAUUUUUGGACAAUCAGAUAAUUUUAUGCAUAGGUCUUUGGAAUGCUCCAUCAGUAGCCUGUAACACUUGUGACUGAUUUCUUAUGGGGCCGCCCUGUAAUACAAACCCUGCUUAUACUCCAAGUCUGUGUCAGAAUGAUAAUUUCACUCAGCAAUCAACUGAUCUGUUUGUGAUGCAUUUUCUUCUGUGACAGGUGGUGUCUGCAAAUUUGUCAAGAGAACAGAAGCAUGUGCUGGACACGAUGGUGGAGGCUCUUCGGCAGUACAGGGUGCAGGACGCAGGACACUGUAGGGUGGGUCGCUGAUUAGAAUAGUAAUUCUGUUGUCAAUGGAUUGAGAUUUGAAAGUUGUGUUAUCAUUUUUCUUCUCAUCUCAUUGAGAGCUUAUUCAGGCAGUUUUUUUCUGCAGGUGUUUGAGGAGACUUGUACAGAGGAUGGUGGAGACAGACUAACGGACAUGGCCUCCCCUCCCUCUCAGAGGCUGCUGCAGUUUGCCAAGAGUGUACCUGGUGAGUUGGGCCUCAUCUCGUACAUCAGAUUCCUCUCCUUUCUUGUUUCUGCACUGAUAUGAAAGAACCAGACAGGUCAAAUGGAAAGCAAAUACCUAGUAAGCAUACACCAUUUUGCUUUCACCUACCAUAUGUUUUCAGAACAAAAACACCCCUCUUUCGCUCUCUGUGGCCCCUCUGCUUCUGAACUACCUCCUGCAGUUUUAACCAAUCUAGCGUCUGGUGUCCGUGUAGGCUUUGAGCUCCUGAACUGCUCGGACCAGAGCACCCUCCUCACUAGUUCCUCUGUGGAAGUCAUGUUUCUGCUCUCAGCGCAGCAGUUCACCCAGAACCCUGCAGCUUCUAGUCCAGGUACUGACACCACUACACCACCAUGAGGAUUGUGGGUGUCUGAGUCAUUUGGCCUGGCUCUAUUUCAGCCUACCGAAGAGGUAGGGUAUAGGGAUGGAAAUGGAACCGAGCCGAGCCGAUUAUGACAUAGAGCUAAUCGUUUUCUUUCUUCUUUUACAAGCACUACAGCCUUUCAACAUCUCAACUCAUCAUUGGCUGAAAACCUUGGAGUCCAAGGAAAACAUUCAUAGUGGGACCGGCCCUGUAAACUCAGGUAAGGCACACUGUCCUAUCUUAUUAGAUACAGUAUAUCCACCACCAUUGUAUCCCAUCUUACGAGCUUUAUUUACAAUACUAUUUGAAGAGAGGUUCAACGGAUAAGGUAAUUUUUUUGACGUUUUAGCUUAUUUUCCACUAGCAUUGCUACUGGCUAGCCAGGAGAAUCUGAACAUUGCUAAAUAACCAGCUAAACAACUUAAAAACUGUUUGGAUGAAACCAAAAAAAGGUACGUCGAAAAUAUGCUAAAACUUCUAAAUAGUGAACUAAAACCUUUAAAGAAAUUAGAAUGAAGCAUGCAGUGGGGCAAUAAAGGAAAAGGGGUGUUUUUACUCUAUCCUUCAAUUGUGUGUCUUAGCUAGUGUGUCUGUGUGCAGGAGUCAAUGAGGACCUGCUAGGACCCGUGAUCAACUUCUUCCACAGCAUGGCAGCACUGGGGGUGACCGAGGCUGAAUAUGCCCUGCUCACUGCUACAGCACUGCUAUGCUCAGGUGAUUGGCUCUCUAUGCCUGACAUAUUACUGUAUGAAAAGCAACAUGUAUUUAGGAAUUAAUUUUUAAUACAUAUAUCACCAUACGUUUUUCUUAAUAAAGACAUACUUUUUAUUGACUUAUCAUUUUCCUCCAAGAGUGUCUGAAUAUCUCCUCUAGCUUGGCCAGAUAGUGACGAGCAACUCAUGUAUGUCGUUCUGUCAUCUACUGUAUCUCUGUUAGCAGACGAAGCGUCGCUGCGGGUGGUGGCGUGUGUGGAGAGCUUACAGGAGCUGAUCUUGGAGUUGCUGUCCAGAGUGUGCGGAGCCUGGUGUGGAGCCCAGGGCCCUCAGGGAGCCCAGCGCUUCGCUCGCCUGUUGGGGAGACUCACGGAGCUGCGCACGCUACGACACAACCACCUCACCCUGCUCCGACAGCAGCCCUGGGACAGUCAGCCCUGA
Molecule: messenger RNA, 6408 nt
Organism: Coregonus sp. 'balchen'
Lineage: Eukaryota; Metazoa; Chordata; Actinopteri; Salmoniformes; Salmonidae
Source: the annotation of a GenBank genome assembly